UUAUUCAUUCAUCCAUUGUAGUGCAGAAAAAAAAUGUGACUUGUUUGAUUUAAUUUCUGUUUUACUUAAUAAGUGCUAGAUGAAGAUUAUUUACGUUCAAAAUUUGUUUCUUUAUAUUUUAACGUACUUCCCCGAACAUACUCAUUAUAUUUUAUACAGUUACAAAAGCACAUAGCACAGUCGAUUCACGGCCUAACAAGAUCUCUUACAAAGAAGCCGUGCGGCGUCGGCACUCGGCGUUUUAUGUUAUUUGUUUGACAUUGAAGAGGUAGUUGCGUUUAGAUGUUGCAUUCGAUACAAAUAAAGUAUUGAUACAUCUGUGAAUCGGCACAUCUAGUGAAAAUGUCGGGUCGCGUCCGAAAACAAUCGGAUUGCCCUGUGGGCAAGCAGGGUCCUAUGCGAGCGACUUUGCCGGUCUCUUCAAUUAUGAAACCUAGUGGCGGAUUCAAAAAAAAUACUGGCAACAGCCCCACUCUUUCUCCCACCAACGUGUGGCGACGGAUUUCCCCUGAUCACGCUCUUUCCGGUCAGAGGAGCCCCGGAGCUGUCAACUAUAAAGGUAAAGGAUCCAGUGUAAUUCGUCGCACAGCAUCCUUAGAUACUUUGUAUCAAAAAGGGAAAUGGUCAAGAGACUACUAUCUUCAUGCGGGACAGUUACAAGUUGAUAAAUCUACUCAGACUGAUGAUGGAGGUGGUGUAUCUGGAAGGUCUUCAAGAGGCUCAGAAGAUGAUAAGCUAGAUCGUUUUCUUCGCAGUCGUCUGCAGAGACCACACAAACCAUCAGGAUCUGGAGAUUUUUCUGCACAUUCUAUGAGUCCUGGACUAUGGUCCCGUUUUAGUGGUGGUGCAGUGCCCUUAAGGGCAGCUCGAUCAUCGGUGGAGGGUCUGAACCAGGAGAUUGAAAGACUUGUACUUUGUCCAGCCAGUGGCACACAGACUCCUCAUCUUGACAGAUUAAGGGAUAAGGUGACACCUGAAGGUCACCGAGCUCCGCUGGCCGAUCUCCUGCGGCGAUCUGUCAACACUCAAACGCCACACGACCUCUGUCAUACUGCACACUCCUCAGGUGGAAGUGUUUGUUCGUCUCCGGAUCUCGAUGGCUCGAAACUGGGGACUUCGCCACAGAUCAAUAGAUUCUUGGCCCGUGAACCCCCAGACGGUUGUGAAAAGGUACAGGUGAACCUGAAAUCGGGCGACGGCACCCACACGGAGUCGGUGUCGGUGAUGAAGCCCUCGGCGCCGGGCUUCACGCUGCGGCCCUCCGUCUGCUCGGCCUUCCAGCCUCUGCAGCCGCACCCCCCGGCCUCCGACUAGCCCCCGGACUCGUCGCUUCGACGGACAGACGAGACGGCCUAGCCAGAGCUUCGCUUCUGUCUCUCGAAACGUAGAGCCGAACGGUUCGGUUCCGUUGGAUUUCUUUAUAUAAUUUUCUCAUUUAAUUUUCCUUCAUAUUCGUCCAGUCUCGUCGAAUCUGCGACGGCUUCUCGAUUUCGGCCUAUUGCCGGUUUAUUUAAGGGGCGACCAACAAAUGGGACAGUACAAUGAAAUCGGGAUUCGGAACAUUUUUUAUGAACAAUUUAUAGAUUUAAACCAUGGAACUCUGACUUUUGCCAGGCGUUCGGUCGUCGGGUACAAAAGGGUUCGUUUGCGCGGUUCACUUUGGAGCCGGAAGCGUAUUUUCAUACUCGACAGAUGUACAGGGCGCAAGAAAACCGAUUUGUACCCUCGUACUGAUGCGGUACUAUGUUGGAUAUGAUUCGUGUUGACAAUUGACGUUUAACCUUUGAGUGAAAAUGAAUUGGAAGUAUUUUUUCUUGUAUAAAUUCAGAUAACUGUCUUCAUCUGUGAGCUUGACCGGCCGUAUUCCAAAAGGUGAAAACUCACAAUGUCUAUCAAACCGUUGACGUUUCUGUGGUGCUCCAGUGUGAACCUCGAGAUACUUUUUGGAAUACGGGUCGAAGGGAAUCAACCCUCGCCGUUAAGGGUUUAUACAGUUUGAGCGAUGACACCUGAUGAUUUCUGGGAUAUUUGUUGUCUGUCGAAAGCCGGACGCACAGAUUGUAAAUUGUUCAAUGAAAUAUAUCUUUAUAACACAAGGGGCCCGAAAGAGUCCAGUGAAGUAGAAUUUAGGAUCUGUUCGUCCCGCGUUCUCUGGAAGACAAAUUCCUCAAAUUGUGUUCGCAUCCAGAUUUCCAGAAAUGAAUAGAAACGACAAUAAUAAUCGUUUUAGGUUAAACUCUAUGGAGGCAAUGGCUUACACAAAUGUACAUACUUUGAUAUUUGGAGUGUGGCUGGAUUUCAGUGAUCUCAAUUUAGUUAAAGCUAAUUUUCGUUCGACAUAUCGUCAGUUAAAACCGUUUAUAUAUUUUUGUAAGAACUAGGACCAAACGAGGGGUUUCGGUCUCGGAUUCGAAACGGGUCUCUCGGGAAAAUAGCUUUAAAGGGACUCGACGAGGGAAGCGGGAAGAUAGACUGAUUUUUGGAAAUUUUACUCGUACUUUGAUACAGGUCUCGACAAGUGAAAGUUAGUUAGGACGCACUCUUUACGCACGAACGAAAUCACUUUAUUCCGUAACGAAAUAGCUUUUGCGACCGCAUUUAGUUUGUACGCGGCCCCGGUGUACGCUUUCAUCAUCAUCGCAUUUUAAAACUCACCGGGCUUAGAUCGGCUUCAUUAUUUUUGAUAGCGUUACAGAGACCAUUACGGCGAAUUUAUAUUUUGGCUCACCUUUGGAACCGAGUACGGUGAUAUUGCUCAAUCGAAAUUUAUAUUAGGGCCACUAUUCGAUAUGUGCCGAAUUCGACGAUGUAAACUUGCGAUAUGUAUAUAAUGAUAAUAGCAGAUGACGUAUGUACGCUUAUGAUUUGACAAACGAAUGUGAUACGCGACUGGAAAGUUGACUGCGAGCCCUCGAUCGAUUCCAUUUCGUCGUGUGAAAUAUGAACUGUAAUUAGCGAGCGCUGCGCAAACGCGAGAAACGUAAAACCGAGCCAGUAUUGAAAUCCGGAUUUCCGUGUAGAUUUUGUCAUAAGUGCAAUAUAUAGCCGUGUGCGUGUGCGUCGACGUCGCGGGGCGAGGGGGGGCGGGGGCGGGGGCGGGGCGUGGUCGGCUGUCGUCGGGCAUCCGUAACUUUUUGAAAGUACAUAAAGAUAUUUUUGUAUGCGAGGGAGAUGUACCAUAAGAUAACUUUGCUAGGAUCUUAGAUUUGAUAGUUCUUUUAUAGAAGGUUAAUUAUUUUAAUGUUUGCUUUUAGGUGAUCGAUAAGUUUGUAAUUUUUAUUACUAUGAUAUUAGAUUAAAUAGUAACGUUUAAACUAAACCAAAAGUGCCCAUUGAUAUAAGUUUACACGAGAGAGCCUCUCGUGCGGCGUUUUGUUGUAAUGUUUAGGCGUCAAAAUUAGGAAAUAAGAAAAUUAUCGACGGGUUGUUGAGUUUUAGUUAUCGUAUUGUUGAGGUUUAUUGAUAAAAAAAGUGAUUUAAUUUUUUUACUUGCAACGCUUCACGAAAGGCUCGUCUCUAGAGGCAUUGACUAACAUCAAUAAUAAUAGUAUCGAUUUUAAGUAAUGAUAAGAAUGGUUUAUUAUAGUUUUGUUCGAAGAAGAAAUUCUAAUUACUAUUUUUGUUUCCAAUAUUUUAUCACUUUUACCUGUUUUCAUUGUAUUGUAUCUUGCUGUAUUGCAGACAUAUCCAAUAUACAGACUGAUUUAA
Molecule: messenger RNA, 3708 nt
Organism: Pieris rapae (cabbage white)
Lineage: Eukaryota; Metazoa; Arthropoda; Insecta; Lepidoptera; Pieridae
Product: glucocorticoid-induced transcript 1 protein
Exons: 7
Coding region: 343-1314 (323 amino acids)
Source: RefSeq, a predicted model, not a curated record